UGCUCGUCCCGAUCGGUCGGUCCCUGCGCACCGUCCCAACUCUGAGCCGCAAUCAAUAGGCGCCCUCCUAUUCUCCUCCCUCCGAGCGCGGCACCGCGCGCGCGAGAAACUUUUUCUGCGCACAUCAGCCGGACCCAGGGCCCCAAAGCGAGACGCCAGUGCGGACUCUGUAGAAAGUGGCCGUGAGCAGUGGACGUCGGCUCUGAAGAGCGGUGAAGAACUCUUGCAGGCGGCAACUUUUGUUUUCCUCCUCCCAUAACUCUGUUUCCUUAAAUCCCGCUUGCGGCUGUUGAGUUUACAUUUUCCCUCUACUUAUCGCGUUCAAGUAGGCAACACUGGAAAGCGGCGGCGGCCAGCGCGCAGCACGCCACCCGUAGGCAAGAAGAGCUUGAGUAUACACAAGGCACGGCAAAGGAGAAGACUGGAGAGGCGGCUGCAUAAACAAGAGCAUCCAGUUUGCGUGCAGCGACCCCGUGCCGGAAGCCAGAGAUGAGCGAGUGAGAAACCCAGCUGCGCAAUGCCAGCCCUCGGAGAAGCGAACGGCUCGUGGGACAGCCCGGCGUACAGCCUGCUGGAUCUACUCAAUGGCGCCAACACGUCCUCUGUGGAGUUGGAAGUCCUGGGCAACGGGACGGUGCUGGAUAUCGUGCGUAACGCCAACCUCUCACUACUGGAGGACAGCGACGCGAACGCGACUGCAGCGACCGUAGAGUCGGCCCACGUUCAGCACGCGGCCCUCGGAGUGCUGCUGGGAUUCUUCUGUAUCGCGACUGUGUUCGGUAACGUGCUUAUCAUGGUCUCUGUGGCCAAGGAGCAGUACCUGCACACCGUGACUAACUACUUUAUAGCGUCAUUAGCGACGGCGGACUGUCUGGUGGGCGCCGUGGUCAUGCCGUUCUCGGCCAUCCACGAAAUUAUGAACAAGUAUUGGAUAUUCGGCCAGGACCUGUGCGACGUCUGGCAUUCCAUCGACGUCCUGGCCAGCACCGCGUCCAUCCUCAACCUCUGCGUCAUAUCGCUGGAUCGCUAUUGGGCCAUCACCGAUCCCAUCAGCUACCCGUGCCGUAUGACGCAGGCCAGGGCGACCACCCUGAUCGCCGUCGUAUGGGUUUGCUCCGCGCUCAUCUCGUUUCCGGCCAUCGCCUGGUGGCGUGCCGUGACCAAGCUGCCGCCUGCCGCUUUCCAGUGCGCCUUCACUGAUGAUGUGGGCUACCUGGUGUUCUCGUCAACCAUAUCCUUCUACGCGCCGCUUAUGGUCAUGGUGUUCACGUACUACCGCAUCUACAAAGCCGCCGCCGAGCAGACGCGAAAUCUCAAGCUCGGCUGCAAGCAGGUGCAGUCCUGCAAUGGCGAAGAGUCGACCUCUGUGACUCUCAGAAUCCACCGCGGAGGCAUGCUGCAGACGGCCAACAACUACAAGGCAGUGUUUGCGACAUCUAACGAAACCUUUGACCGGAACAACGCGACCGGCACAUCCAGAAACGUCAAGAACUUCUCGCUCAGCCGCAAGCUCGCCAAGCUCGCCAAAGAGCGGAAGGCUGCCAAGACGCUCGCCAUUGUCAUGGGAGUGUUCAUCCUCUGUUGGCUGCCUUUUUUCGUCACUAAUAUCUUGAUGGGUAUUUGCGGUGAGGCAUGCGUGAUGCAGCCGGACCUCGUGUUCUCUACAGUCACCUGGCUUGGCUGGAUUAACUCGGGCAUGAACCCGGUCAUCUACGCCUGCUGGAGCAGGGACUUUCGACGGGCCUUUGCGAACGUGCUUUGCUGCUGCUGCCCCGGCUACUUUCGCAAGCGGCAGCGUCGCCGCGAUCGGCUUCGACGCAUGAUCAAGGAGGAUGCCAGCCUACGCUCGCAUAGCAUCGAGGAGGCUGUGCUAUAGCGACCGUUACUGGACUUAGUCUAGCUGCCUGUCGCUUCCAUGACUUGCAGCACAGACGACUGUUGCAGGAGCUGUUAUGAUCGCCAUACGGGUUGUUUUAUGCUACAUCUCAUGUUCCUGAGCUCCUUGUACGAAUAAGCUAACUUCCCUAUAUCACAACAGCUUGAUGUUAAGCAGCCGAUCGCUCACUUCGACGAACAGAACGCAAUGAUUUAAAAUUCGUUGCAUUUCUGUCCGUUCUGAAAAGUGCAGUGGUGCCCAUAAAGUAAGUCGAAAAUUUCAUCCAAUAAGAAAGUAUUACUACAUUUACAACCAUGAAUAGUCAUGGUUGUAAAUUCUAGGCACAUGUAUGUCGAGCAUAAUAAAUGUCUAGGCAACUGAGUGCAACUGCGAAUACAUUAACAGGCAACGUAAAACUAGAAGCGCAAGUUUAUUGGACUGAAAAUUUGGUGGCGAUUUAUGCACGAAAGCAUUACGAGCAACAAGGUGGGUGACUUUGGAACAUGUGUAAAUUGGAUGGAAUCCAGCGGAAGACACAACAUACAAAGAAGCAUAAACAAUGAGAGAAGCUCGAACUAGCAACUCUAGCUCCAGCUUGUUGUGUCGACUACUUCAUAGCAUCAUAGUAUAUUGUGUUUUCGUCUUGAUUCCUUUCGAUUUAAGCGCUUACACAUGUAGUUAUAACUGACUUUUCACUUUGAAGUUACUUCAAGUAAAACAUAUAAUUAUGUUAGCUACGAUCACCGGUGAGUACAUGGAAGCUAAACGAUCGCGUCGCUCCAACUUUAGAGCACUCCACCGUUGCUUUUAUUACUAGCGUAGCACUGGUUAUAUAAAGGCUGCAGGUACGUAGGAAGCAUACCUUGUAUAGGUCGUGAGGUCCAAAUUUUUUGGCACAGAUUUCACCUAUCUCUGUCAAAGCUAUGUCAAAGGAAACAAUGCUGAAUCGCUUAACAAAUAAAAAUAUUAUCUGCGAUUUUCUUACUUCCCACUCCCGAAGCACAGAUUGCUUCAGAUAGUAAUCUACAGGCGGUGUGAGAAAAAAAAUGUGGUUUGGUCUAAUGGAAGAGGAAACAGAAAUAGAAUUUGUCACAAAGCCAGAAAAUGCUUUGUGCCAUUUUCCUGUUAUGCGCUGCAUUUUCCCACCCAUAUUUAUACAACUCUCUAUAGCAGCGUACACACUAGAGUUCUUCAGCCACUGCGCACACUUUUAUAAGCGCACUGAACCGAGCUCCCAUUUACAUCUGCUUCUGUCUGAAUCAGAGGCAGAUCCACACUUACGAGACAGCACGUAAGUAAUGAGCUCAAUCAAGUAUUUUUGUGAUGUGAACGUUUUACUUAUAGCACUCAUUGUACCUCUUGUUUGUAAUGUUGAUUCAUCACUCGCUUUCUGGUCAUCAAGUCCGUAUAAGAGGCUAAAUAAUCCAUCCUUAUUUAAAUAUGUGCUGAAGGAGAAGCUGGCAUCGUAUAAGGAUGCCAGCUUCUCCUUUUCCCCACGAGUUUCAACAAACCUAGUAAUAAAUGUUCAUUUGAUUCAUGUGGGGCUGCUGAUAUUCAUUGCGCACAGUUAGUUUAAUCGUAAUUGUUUGGGUCAGUGAGUUUAUACUUCUUUUGCAGAGACAAUUACCAUAUCGGCAGUCUCGUCUGUAACAUACAAGAGUAUAUGCUGUAUGCUUACGUUAUCAUGUUUGUGGGUAUGAACGCUUGUCGUUUUCUGCCCAUACGCAAAACUUAUUUAUGGUUGAACACAUGUACAUAGCUAUCGGUACGAACGUCGUUGUAUAUUCACCUGUACUCAACUGUAUCCACUGACCCAUGACAGGAAACAUGUGUCACUGCAUGUGUGAAGGGUGUGAAUGAAAUUUACUUAGAAGAGAACGGCUAGGCUGUCAUAUUGUUCACAAAGCCUUGUGCCAUGAUCUCCAACAUUGCGCCUCACGUUUUGAGUGGUUCACGAGCUCAAGAAGCGUUUCCUUUCUUUGUUUUAUUCGUGGGUGCAACUUUAUUUAAGGACUUUAACUUUUAGAACUGUGCUGUUUAAUGCUACCUAUUGAGCAUUCAAGAUUGUAGUGUAAUUGAAAUUCACGUGCUACAAAUAACGUCAAUUAUGUUUAUUUUCCUAAGUCGUUGUUCGAGAUGUGGUGAAGGCGUCUGCCUGCAGUGUUGUUUCUCCUAGUCUUUGCAUAUCUGUGUUAUUCCUUUUGUGACUGAUGUGAUUAUCCGGUGUAAUUUGUGUGUCUUCGCACUCCUAGUGGUGAAUGACUUGUGCAUAUUAGCAGUAUUUUAUGUCUUUGAGACAGAGCAUCCAAACAAUUCGUUUUCUUGGUACGUUCAUUGUAGAUUACAUUUUCGUCAGCAUGCUAACAAUAUCUUUUUGCUUUGGAUGGUGCCAAAACUGCUGUCAUGCCAUUGAAAGUGUACGCUGGCAUGUUAAGUCCUCUAAUUUAUUUUUCUUUACAUUUGCAUUUAUGUGAACAUCGCCGUGCUUCAUACCACAAUAUCGCUUUUCAACAUUCAAAGUGUCACGUUUGCUUGUUCAUUUCAGUUAACAGAGAUCGUAACAGCAAGCAGUGUUUGACGCUGUCAAGUUUUUCCCUAACCCCACCUGUCGUGCAGUACAUGUCGUAAUGGGCCAGAGCAUGUCGUAUCGCUUCAGUGCAAUCUACAUAUACGUUUGAGGACUGGACCCAGGCCCCAUUCGUCAAUAUAUCAUUGCCGUUGUUCUACUAGCAUGAGACUUCCUAUGGUUGUACAACACAUGAGUGGAAUUUCCGUUGCAGUAGUUCGCAGUCUGUUCUUUGUGCAUCAAGUAAUUCAAAAUCUUCACGUUCAAUUUAAUCGAAAAACUGAAAUAAAUGUGCUUUGUUGACUGGCAGUACGUAGGCAAUUCCCAUAUUAACGUUGAGACAUUUCCUUGGUAACAAUUUUUACCGACUUCUAAUGUGCACCAUCGUUAUUACAGCAUCGUCAAAAAAGUUGUGAUGAUCUUUUAACCGCUGAUUUCUGAGUAAUGUGGAACAAUCGCUUGUGUGAUGUUUACACACCACUUACACUAUCUCAAUUCCUCCUGCAAAACGAAAGGAAGAAAGAAAACGUUUCGCUGCUAUCAUAAAAGCCCACAUCUUGGGCAUGGCCCGAAAACACUGAUGCUGUUGUCAGUUCGCUCUGUCAUGGAAUUGUGUUACCGACACCUUGUCGAAUACAAGAAUCUUCCCGCUAAACAAAUAACAAAACCUCGCUGUUACGUUAAGAAAGCUGCAUUAAUAAUCACUUUUCAGUUUCACAGACUCCAGCAGCAGAACACGGCAUGGUUCAAGUCCUUCCCUCAGGUGUGACGGUCCAUUUACAAGUCGUUGCCAUGGUACAAACUGUUUCAUCAUCGCAGCUACAAGCAAACUAACUUUAAGCAUCAAAAUCUUUACAUUAAAUAAAUAAAAAAUAAACAAAAAAUGCACGAGAGAGACGUAAGGAUGAAAAAAACACACCAAAGAUGGGAAGAUUUAUCGAAAUCUGUCUGCCAAAAAUGGCACCAUAACAGAUAUGCCUAUGCUUAGGGAAGAGGCAUUAUAUUUAUGCUGAUAAACUUUCACAAAAGAGGCGAUAUUGUAGUCCUGGGGAACUAUUGAAAUACCUAUGAAAUCUCUUACAGGAUCAUUGAUUUAUAUCCAAAACAAGUUGUUGUGAAUUGGUUCAUUCGUUUCACUGGUAUUGUUACAACACUACAGGAAAGAUUUUUGUCUCACACUUAGAACGACAAAACUUAACCGUUACUUAAACAUGCUUCCAAUCAAACAGACGUAUAAUCAACACAGUUAACCUCUCUGAGAGAUCAUAUUAAGAUAACCAACCCGUACGCAAGCACAGCAGAAAUCAUUCAGCGAGAGGUUUAGUUCACAAAUAAUUAUUAUACAUUGGUGUCACCCGGUGGCACACUUCUUAAUCACAAGUGGAGAAACCUCCAAGGUAUGUACAGUGUUCUCGGUUCCUAUCAAAGUGGCGACAUGAAGAAAUGCGCCUGGAGCAAAGCAUAUCGCAUGUUAGAAAAAAAGUGCACACUGAGACACGUCUAUUAAAGUUUAUCUGCAAGCAUGAAAGUACGCGAGAAAAGUGCGUCAGUCACGAAACAAAAAUAUCUGUCACCGUAACUAAAAUUGAGGUGUAAGCUCAUGUACACCAACGCAAUAAAAUUUAAAUCCUUGCCAUAGUUCUAACAUUGUUCCAUAGUAAUAUGUAAUACACAUUUUAUUCCUGCAGUAUUUCAGGCUUAUGUUCAGGCACAAUACUCCCAACGAGGUUUUGCGAAAACGGAAAACUAGAAACUCAUGGGCCAAGGGAUAAUAUGUGCCGAGAAGUCAAAUGCCUGCAUGCAGAAUGCCAGAAAGAGAGUAUGCCUGUUUUAUGUUCUUAUUACGUACUCCGCACAAAUAUGACUAACCAUUGCAAUAUGUGCGGAGGCUAUGCAGCACGUGAUUCAGAGAUUAGCAGUGGAGAGAUAUGCGCACGUGCUAUGAGAGUCGAAAAGCUCAGAAGCAGCGCAUAUAAUGCCCCUGAUGCGCUUAAUUGCGAUUGGACAAUAUGCAGGCAGCAUUGGGAGUUCGUGUCUAUCAACGGCCCCCAAGUCAGCAGCAGCACGCGUUUUCAUCUCAGCUGACAACCCAUGCAGGCGCCAUUCCUUUGACCACUCAGUAUGGUGUACAUGUUAGUGUAGUGAUAUUGUUUGUGCAGUUAACGUUGCUUAAUGUGGUACGUAGUGCUCCACAGAGCCCGAUGAGAUUAAUGCAUGCUGACUUUGCUGUGUGAAAUAUCGUGGAGCGGCAAAAGACGAACGCAAAUCUUGUUUGAGCUAUUAAUGUGGUAUAGCAUGUUCCCUACUCUAGCCCACUUUUUCCCACGGUUGUUAUGGCGCUUGGAAUUUAUUAACCUGCUUAGUGCGACGUUGUUAACUUUUGCCUGUUGCAAUAGGGCACUGACUGAUAUUAAGGGCAUAACAGAAGCGAUUACAAUAUGUUGUGCAGAAAUAUUAAGAGAAUAAAAUGAGUAAUUAGCGCAGCCUUCUAACUUGCUCAGUUAUGUUUCAACUAAGUAGAGUAUGCUUCAAUAACAAUUUCUUUAAAAUUUACUAUCAGAAUGUUUCGCCACAUUGAUUCUUUCUGUUGCCUGUUAAGCUUGCCACCCGUGGUAUUUUUUAUUGGGUUAUGUUCAUUUGCCGGUUUUGCAUCUGUGCCUCUCAAAGCGUCUCGUAACUAGCAUCAUCACGGCCAUGUUGCAAGCACCAGUGGCAGAAGAACCGGCGAAAACAUUUGUAAAGUACUCAUGUGCUUACUGUUUGCUUGGCUUUUUGUGAUUUGAUGUCAUUUUUUACCCCUCCUUCACAACCUCUAUCAACCCAUAUGUCACUAAUAAAUGCCUGGCAGU
Molecule: messenger RNA, 7291 nt
Organism: Dermacentor silvarum
Lineage: Eukaryota; Metazoa; Arthropoda; Arachnida; Ixodida; Ixodidae
Product: dopamine receptor 2
Exons: 3
Coding region: 518-1876 (452 amino acids)
Biological process (GO): adenylate cyclase-activating adrenergic receptor signaling pathway
Cellular component (GO): membrane
Molecular function (GO): adrenergic receptor activity
Source: RefSeq, a predicted model, not a curated record